CCGGAAGUGAUGUUCGUGUACUCUGUCAGUGGUGGUUGGGUUGUCGUAGGCCGAAUAAUUUAUGUUAAUAAUUAAACAAUAACACCAAGGCGAGAAGCAAAUCGAGGCGUCCCUCUAUUUCGUGGUUUGUCUGCUGCCGACCUUGACCUCUCCCCCUGACCUUGACCUCUCACCCCUGACCCCACAGCUCACCACAGGGAUGAGCGCACAGAUGGAGCGCCGCGGGAUCCACGUGGACCAGUCCGAGUUGCUGUGUAAGAAGGGAUGCGGUUUCUACGGAAACGCGGCCUGGCAGGGGCUCUGCUCCAAGUGCUGGCGAGAGGAGAACCAGCACGCACGGCAGAAACAGAUCCAGGACGACUGGGCCCUGGCGGCACGGCUACAGAAGGAAGAGGAGGCUGCUUAUGCCAGUAGCCACCAGGGACCCCAGGGGCCUCAGGCCCCGCCGGCACACACCUCCAUAUCCUCCUUCUCAAAGUUCGAGGACAAGAAGAGCAACGAGAAGUCCCGCAAGGUCACCACAAUCAAGAAGAUCUUCAGUCCGUCGUCCAGAACCCCACCAAAGAAAGACUCAGGGCCUCCAGACACUCCGUCCCCCAGCACCAGUAGGGUCAGUGCGGAGAUGGACCGGGCCACGCAAGAGUUCAUCGACUUCCUCAAGACCCUGCACAAGCCCGGCCGCGAGAUCUUCAAGCAGUGUCGCGCUUUCACCGAGACCAUGGCCUACAAGAGGGACAUGAGCGCAGAGGAUCAGUCCGAGUGUGUCCAGGACUUCUACCAGAACUUGUCUGAUAAACUGCAUGCCUACUACAAGGGAUCCACAGAGAAAGUAGAGUUGGUCAUGGACGAGGUGGAGAAGUACAUGAUGAUCCGGCUCUACGAAGACGUCUUCUGUCCUGAGACCACGGAUGAUGAGAAAAAAGACCUGGCCAUCCAGAAGAGAAUCAGGGCGCUGCACUGGGUGACUAUUAAGAUGCUGGGCGUCCCUGUGAACGAGGAGAUCCCCGCUGUGUCUGAUAACGUGGUGAAAGCCAUCACUGCCAUCAUCGAGGUGGACUCUAAGCGUGUCCCACGGGAGAAGCUGUCGUGCGUCACGAUGUGCAGCAAGCACAUCUUCAACGCCAUCAAGAUCACCAAGAACGAGGCGGCCUCGGCGGAUGACUUCCUGCCCACGCUCAUCUACAUCGUGCUGAAGGCCAACCCGCCGCGCCUGCACUCCAACAUCCAGUACAUCACCCGCUUCUGCAACCCCAGCCGAAUCAUGACCGGGGAGGAUGGAUACUACUUCACCAACCUGUGCUGUGCAGUGGCCUUCAUCGAGAAGCUGGACGGCCAGUCGCUGAACCUGAGCCAGGAGGAGUUCGAGCUGUACAUGUCCGGCCAGGCCUCGCCCCAGAAGCCCCUCAGCCCCACCAGCGCCAGCGGUCCAGUCGGCUCGGCCACGGCGGCGUCGGCGUCGCAGGCGCACCACCACACGAGCCUGGACCUGCUGACCGGGCUGGACUCGCGGCAGGAGCAGGUUCUGGACGGCGCGCGGCGUCUGGAGCGGGACCUGAUCGAUUGGUGCGACGGCGUGGAGCACAGCGUCCAGGACGUGCUGGAGAAGUUCCCGCUCGACGGCGGCACCACAGCGCCGUCGGGAGCAGCAGCGGCAGCAGCAGCGGUACCGGCCGACCCAACCGCCAUCGACUCGGACAACGUGGAGAACGACAAACUGCCACCGCCACUCACGCCACAGCUCUUCGCUAGAUAGCGUAGCCGCGGAUGCUAACGCUAGCUCCAGCUCUUGCUCCAACCCUCCACGCCAGUCCCCCUCAGGUCCAGAGACCUCUCCCCCACCGUAGGGCACCCCCUGGGGGGACACUCUUGAGUGUGGCUCAGCCUGUUAGCUACUCAUCUCCCACCCCCAACCCCAUGCGUCUCCUUCUGGGUGUGUUUGCCAGUGGGGUACAGAAGAUGGAGAUAGAAAAGACACGUACAUGCUUCUGCACACACACACACACACACACACACACACACAACACAUGCUCUCCUUCUGUCACAUGCACAAAACACUAACUCCUAGACAUGCAUAUAAACACACUCCAAGGACUUUAAUAAUGAAGGUUCAUCCAGCUUUGGGACAAGGUUGUGCACUUCCCAGAAUGCAUUGGGCUAAGAUAACUCCCCACAAGGGAAGGGGCAGGCGUGUUAAUCACGCCUACUCAGGGGUAACACAGGUGUAGGCAAGAGCUCCUUUAGAGAGGGCUCAUAUGCUAUGCUAUAGCUAUGCUAGCCCAGCUGACCAGGCCUGCCCCAGGGUUUGCAGUUGGUGUGAUCAGUUAAGAGGAGCCCAGAGCCACACACAGACUGAUUCCAGUGACUCCCUGCAGGGGCAGUUGGGUAAAGCAGUGCUGGGGCGGUUGGGUAAGGCAGUGCUGGGGCGGUUGGGUAAGGCAGUGCUGGGGUAGUUGGGUAAGGCAAUGCUGGGGUGGUUGGGUUGUUUGGUAAGGCAGUGCUGGGGCGGUUUGGUAAAGCAGUGCUGGGGCGGUUGGGUAAGGCAGUGCUGGGGCGGUUGGGUAGUUGGGUAAGGCAGUGCUGGGGUGGUUGGGUAGUUGGGUAAGGCAGUGCUUCUCUACCUCCAUCCACAGCACACGGCUUCAUUUCUGUCUUCGCAGGAAGACAGUGCCAAAUCCCUCUGACAUAAAUCCAUAGUGUGUGUGUGUGUGUGUGUGUGUGUGUGUGUGUGUGUGUGUGUGUGUGUGUGUGUGUGUGUGUGUGCCAGUGGAUAUAGUAGUGCUGUUCCAGUUUGCAGCCUAGGAAUCCAAGUAGUGCUUCCGUUAAGUGGCCAAACCCAAUACCCCCUCCCCCUCAGUAAAGGCUAGAUGAAGGAAAAAAGUUUAAGUGACGUUAUUUAAUCAGAAAAAAAAAAAGCCAACCUGUUGACCCCAGAUGUGACCACCCUCAUAAGCAUGGCUGCAUUUUCUUUUAUAUGCCUGGGGUUUGACUUGAUGAAUUUGAUCCUGCCUGCGUUGGUCACUGCCUAAGCUUGAACUAGAUGAAGUAAACAGCAGUACAGUAAGAGGGAGAUGCCAUGGGCAUUAAGCAUCCACAGCCCUUAGAAUCGUCUGAUAGAGCUCUCUGUGGAAGCAUCCACAGCCCUUAGAAUCUCUGUGAAAAGCAGUGUGUGGCUGCUAGCGGGUUUUCAAAUAACCUAAGAAACAAAUGGCCUAAACAAAUCCUAGUAAUAAUCAUAGUAAACAACAACAGGAUUGGCCAGUGACCGCAGGGUCAGCUUGAGCAGGCCUGGUGACCCUCAGCACAGUUUGGACACGUCAGGAGCUGAAGCUGAGCGAUCUGUUCGUAAGGCCUGAGCCAUGAAAUGAACCGAAUGCUAAUUGCCCAUAGACUUGCUCUGGGAGUCGUUGGUAACACUUUACUCUACAUUUUGCACAAGGCUGACAUGACCCCUCUCCAACAUGUCAUGACGAAUACCUUUACUCACUGCCUUCACUGUCACUGUCAGGUGUGAUCAUGUCAGGCGUCAUGUUACCAUGACCGAUCACAGAAUCGUUUUACACAGUGGCACUUUAAAAGAAUGUGACCGGCUGUUUUGGAAUCUAAAAUUCAGAGAAGUCAUUGACCAAUAAUGAUGCAAAGUCACUGUUGGAGUUUUUCACUGACCUCUGACUAUCAUGAAGUCUAAUAACAGGACCGGUAUCUGUCAUGACCUGUUUAAGACUUGCUUAUGUCACUCGUGUGACUGCAGGUUUAUGUAAAGUGUCACUGAAAGGUCUUUGGUAUUAGUUAUGUAUGGUUCUAUAUUUUAGACUGUUGUUACUAUAUUUAUUUAUUUAUAGUAAUGACUUAAUGUAUCACAUAUUUAAGCACAUCUUGGCUACUCCUGCAUUUGUUUUGCGGAUUUUUCUUCUCAGCAAUUAUGUUUCAUAUGACAUUUUAAAGUGUGGUUUGAACAUUUCUAAUGGUCUCUCUUUUUAACCAGAAAACGCAUGACUUAAAGAUCUGUAUAAACUUACUAUUGAUAAUAACUUUGGCGUUUAUUUUAUUCAAUCCUUGUUUAAGUAAGCUGUGUGCUUGGGUAUGGGUCAAAUCAAGUGUCCCUAAACAUUGUAAUUCAUGGCAGACAAUGAUCAAUAUGGCAUUUACCAUUGAUUAAAUCAUGUGAUUUUGUCUUUGAAGUAUUUAAAUAGCAGCGGGCCAUCUGUUUAUAAGCACAGUAUGUCUAUAGUGGCCAUUAGUUGUAUUUAUGAAUUGCAUUGAGAUGAAUUAAAAACAAGUAAACAUC
Alosa sapidissima (American shad) is the source of this 4285-nucleotide messenger RNA. RefSeq names its product RAB guanine nucleotide exchange factor (GEF) 1, like (gene rabgef1l). NCBI's taxonomy places the organism in Eukaryota, Metazoa, Chordata, Actinopteri, Clupeiformes, Clupeidae. Gene Ontology annotation, molecular function: small GTPase binding; DNA binding; guanyl-nucleotide exchange factor activity. The record is from RefSeq and is a predicted model, not a curated record. The coding region runs from base 200 to 1753 and encodes 517 amino acids. Gene Ontology annotation, biological process: vesicle-mediated transport. Gene Ontology annotation, cellular component: cytosol; endocytic vesicle. The transcript has 9 exons.